This is a messenger RNA of Scheffersomyces amazonensis, 1526 nucleotides long. It is a transcript of the gene BRG1, whose product is annotated as GATA-type transcription factor BRG1. Gene Ontology annotation, biological process: regulation of DNA-templated transcription. The coding region runs from base 155 to 1186 and encodes 343 amino acids. NCBI's taxonomy places the organism in Eukaryota, Fungi, Ascomycota, Pichiomycetes, Serinales, Debaryomycetaceae. The transcript has a single exon. The record is from RefSeq and is a predicted model, not a curated record. Gene Ontology annotation, molecular function: sequence-specific DNA binding; zinc ion binding.
CGAAUUAUAAGCACGGAUCACUAAAUCUGCUAGCUUAAGUAUAUAUAUUUAGUGGUUCAGUUUGACAGAAGAGUUGAUAUUUUACUCUCAAUAGAGAAUUUAAGCAAUAAAAUAAAAGACCAAAACUCCCAUUCAGCUUCAAAUAACUGCUGCAAUGUCGCCCUCAAUUCCAACUACUCAAGUAAGAUUACCAUCAAUAAGCGAGUUAACAGCUCAUUCUCCAAUAAAUGAUAUACCUUCACAAUUAUCUCCAAGAUUAAGAGCUGACUCGAGAAUAUUACCAACUUUUUCAACUUCUUCUUUCAGAUAUCCAUUAAAGGGUGGUGCGCCAUCGAAUUAUAUAUUAGGAAAUGGACCAGGUUCAUCUAUCCAAAAGCUACCAUCUCCUACUUUACCACCCCCAAUCACACCUCAAUCACAAUUAAUGGCCCAAGCACAACCACCCAAGCCUCAUCAACACUCUUCUGCAGGUUCUAGUCCUAACAACCAUUAUCAAUAUUAUUCUUAUCAAUCACAUCAAGGAGUAGCUGCUCACCAAAAGCCAAAUGUUUCUCCUCCAGCACCACAGCCACCACAACAUCAAGGACAACCAGCUCCAACAUAUUAUCCACAACAAGUCUAUUAUCACCAAGCAAAUGGUCCAGUGCCAAUGAAUCAUCAGUAUGCAGUUCCAGAGAUCAUCAACAAGCCUACAAAUAAAUGCCAUAGAUGUGGAACUACAGAGACACCAGAAUGGAGAAGAGGACCCAAAGGGGUAAGGACCCUCUGUAAUGCCUGUGGGUUGUUCCAUGCUAAGUUGGUAAAGAGAAAGGGCGCAGCUUUGGCAGCUGAAGAAGUUUUGAACAAUAAGGUUUGCAAAGGAAAGAAUGGAAGAAGAAUUAGUAUAAAGAAACACAUGUUAAAUGAAAGUUUAAAAAAUUCUGGAGCUUUAAAGAGUAGCGAAUAUCAUCCUGGAGUAAUACCAGCAGGCUCAACUAUCUCUCAUGGCCAGACAGGAGCACCAUUGUCUGCACCACCAGCUCAUGGAAUUACUGCUUUGGUACCAGUGAGCUCAUUGCCUUUGCCACCUCCAAUUUCAAGUCAUUAUCUUGCUGCUGGACCUCAUUAUACUGCUACACCUUUGGCUCAUAUUGCAUCUUCAAAUCACUAUCCUACUCAUUUAUCAAUGCCUUUAAUUCGUCAUUAAAAACUACAACAAUUUAAUUCUUUAAUCCUUUUCAUUGUCAUAUAUUGCUUUGCAUGCAUUUUGUUUUCAAUUCAUCGACAUAUCGUUAUUAUUGUUUUUGGUGUUCCUAUAUUUGUUUGAUUGUUUUUAUAACUAUUUUAUUGUUCUUAUAUUAUCCUAAUUAUAGCUAGUGUUUGCUUAUUUUACUAAUCAUAAAUACUUAUCGCAUAAGAUUGCUAUAGUUACCACUGGUCUACUUAAAAUUUUACGUUUACUUAUUUAUUCAUAUUUCUCGUUAAUUUAAUGCUAUUAUUCUUUCAUUGUAUAAUAUUUGUAGCAGUUAUUCACAUUAGAAUAUAUA